CGCUGCCUCUUCCGGCAUCGCUGCGAUGGCGGCGGCGGGACUGGCGGGACUGGGCCCCGGCGAGGCCGCGGCGGCCGCUCAGGCGCUGUCGCUGCCGGCGGAGGCGUUUGGGAACGACCCCCGCGUGGAGCUGGCCUGGGCCAUGAAGGCCCAUCAGCACGCCCAGGUCUACUUCAACCUCAUCUCCUCCGUGGACCCCAAAUUCCUGAGCCUCACCAAGGUGGACGACCGGAUCUACGAGGAGUUCAGGAAAACCUUCCGGGACCUGAAAAUCGACGUGCUGGACCCCGAGGAGCUGAAAUCGGAGCCGGCCAAGGCGAAGUGGCGCCCGUUCUGCCUGAAGUUCGAGGGGGUGGUGGAGGACUUCAACUACGGGACUCUGCUCCGCCUGGAUUCCCGCCGGGAAUACACCGAGGAAAACACCAUCUUCGCCACCAGGAUCCAGUUUUUUGCCAUUGAGAUCGCCCGGAACAGGGAAGGGUGGAAUGACGCCGUUUACAGGGGUGAGGAGCCAAAAUCGGGCUGAGGACGGGGCAAACUCACCUGGUGCCAAGCUGAGAGGGGCAGGAGCCCCCAGCCCCGCUCUGGGUUGAGGGGGCAGCAGGGCUGGACCUGCCUCGGCUGCUCCUCCCGCUCGGGCUGUAAAUAAAUGUUUUUAAAAACUGA
Messenger RNA from Myiozetetes cayanensis, 666 nucleotides. It is a transcript of the gene PBDC1, whose product is annotated as polysaccharide biosynthesis domain containing 1. The record is from RefSeq and is a predicted model, not a curated record. Bases 26 to 526 code for a protein of 166 amino acids. Gene Ontology annotation, cellular component: cytoplasm. The transcript is spliced from 6 exons. Lineage: Eukaryota; Metazoa; Chordata; Aves; Passeriformes; Tyrannidae.